UAGGUAUAGGUAGCGCACGCUACCUGCUAGGAACGCGCUAAUCGAACCCCCACCUCAAGUCAGAUCAAGUGAGGUCAUUGGUUGUUACCAAAUAAGUAUAUUUCUGUUGAAUCGUUGCCGUUCGACUUGGUCGAGAUCAGCCUGUACAUAACGACCCUCACGAACAUAAUAUCGAGCGGGGUCGCCAAUCCGCUACGCCAUGUCUGUGACCCUGCACACCAAUCUCGGCGAUCUCAAGAUCGAGGUCUUCUGCGAAAGCGUACCCAAGACUGCUGAGAAUUUCCUCGCUCUCUGUGCCUCCAACUACUACGACCAGUCCCCGUUUCACCGAUUGAUUCCUGGUUUCAUGGUGCAGACCGGCGGCCCUGCGACCCCAACUCCAGAUAAUCCAAAAGGCGGAAAGUCGAUAUGGGGUGGCACAUUUGAGGACGAGAUUCGCCCGGCGCUCAAACAUAAUUCGCGCGGUAUCGUAUCUAUGGCAAACAAAGGAGCGAGCACCAACGGUUCACAGUUUUUCGUCCUGUUUGACAAAGCGCCGCAUCUCGAUGGGCUCAAUACGGUCUUUGGAAAGCUCUUGGGGGAUGACAGCUUGAGGACGUUGGCGAAGCUGGAGGCCAUCGAAGUUGACAAGAAAAACAGACCCAAGGAAAAGGCUGUUAUCGAAAGAGUCACUAUACACGCCAAUCCCGUUGCCGGUUGAGAUUCAGAAUUCGAGACGGCUCUCAUAAUCAACAUGUUAGCAAUACUUCACCUUCGGGGCGCAAGGAGGAGACUCUCUAGAUGUGCCUAUUCCGGAUCUUUCGAUUCGCUAGUAUGCUUGAGCCCUCACGGGAAGCUGUCAUACAGUGUAUCCCUUGGCUAUCACGACUCGCAUGUAUGUGUAUGUGUGGUUUGUGUGUGCGACUAUUCCGAUAGCCGGGUGGAGAUUCUAGGGAACACCCGUCUUUUGAGCUAGGUAUUAUGAAUUGCCGACCCUUCGUAUCAUGACACACCACAAAAGACCGACCUAUCAGGAUUCCGCCAAUACGCCACCUCGGUUGUUUACCAGGGUGCCAGGUUCAUGCGAAGCAUUGAAUCCUUUCUAGUAGAUGGAGGCCGGAACCGCUUUAAAGCGAUGGUCAGAGAUGGUAUAUGGACCCCAUGCGUUUGACCGCCUGGAA
Messenger RNA from Xylaria bambusicola, 1160 nucleotides. RefSeq names its product peptidyl-prolyl cis-trans isomerase-like 3. Bases 200 to 700 code for a protein of 166 amino acids. Gene Ontology annotation, cellular component: catalytic step 2 spliceosome. Gene Ontology annotation, biological process: protein peptidyl-prolyl isomerization; protein folding. The record is from RefSeq and is a predicted model, not a curated record. Gene Ontology annotation, molecular function: peptidyl-prolyl cis-trans isomerase activity. Lineage: Eukaryota; Fungi; Ascomycota; Sordariomycetes; Xylariales; Xylariaceae. The transcript has 4 exons.